AUGUCUGAAAAUCCGACGUGUCCAAUCAAUACUGUUCGAAAAUGCUCUUGCACAAGUGAUGGAGGUGAGUUAGGCUCGGCUUAAGGUCUGAAAUUAGGCCCAAAACUCCCAAAUUUUCAGCGCUAGCAUCCCCGGUUUCCACACGAAGACCCUCAAAAAUUCUCGACGAAUUCCACUUGCCCAAACAAUUAUUGGUGCAACAUCAUCACGAGGAUGGCUCUUUUAUGCGCAAUAUUUCGGCUACUGUAAGUUUUUUUUGGGGAUAAAAUUUGAAUUCCCCGACCUCAAAAAAUGUACCCAAAAUGUCACUUUCGAAUCCAAUUAAAAGAUCGUACGAUCAAAGGAAAUGGUUUCAUCGUCAUGCGCAAAAAUCAUCGAAAAAACGAGUUAACACAAGUCAUAAAAACCCAUAGAAAUACGGUAUAUUCAUUCAACACAUGCCUUCUUCAAGUUAACCAGCAGACACAUUUUAUUAGGUUCAUAAAAAACACACGACACACCGUGUACCCGGAAUGGACGGCGGGUUCGAAAACUAUUUUAGAACCCGUGGAUUUUUGAGAUCAGAAACCUGUGCUCUCCAAAUUUCGUACGCUCUUUCGUCGUGAAAGCGCGGGAAAAACGUUUUGUGGAAGGUUUUUCGAAAUAAAAAAUGUCUGCGUCUCUAGAAAACGUGUGCUCUCUAGCUAGAAGGAUUGGCUCUGCGUUGAGAUUUUUUGAAUGAAAAAUCGUUAUCCACGUGGCAAACAUUUUUCCAACUUUCGGAAGUUUUUUGCCACGUUUCAACGAAACUUUCAAUCAAAAAACCUUAAAGCAAACAAGUUCAAAAGUUCAAUUUCUUGCAAGCCAAGCCUCCUAGCUAGAUAGCACGCGAAUUCUAGAGACGCAGACAUUUUUUAUUUCGAAAAACCAUCCGCAAAACAUUUUUCCCGCGCUUUCACAACGAAACAGUGUACGAAAUUUGGAGAGCGCAGAGAUGUGUAGGGUGCACUAGGCUCCGCCUCCUCCACAUUUUUUCAUAUUGUCCGCAGUGCAUUUUCUUUCUAUAUAUUGUUUUUUGCUUUCGUUCUGCUGCUAACAUAAAGAAAAUGGCUUCGGCUGGUGUUUUGUACCCGGUUUUUAAUAGUGUCCCGAUUUUUGUGGAAGAUCCUGUGACUUUUGCCAAAGGUCCUAUUGAGGUUGGGAAAAUUUGCGGUUCUUUGAUAACAAAUAUGUAAUUUUUUUCUAGGAAUUGGUGCUUGAAGUGCAGGAAACUACAGCAAAUGCCAAGCAUUUGGGUCAACCGCAAGCACUUCCUGAAAGUCGCGUCUUGGUUUUAUAUACCGGUGGAACUAUUGGCAUGAAAUCUACGGAUGGAGGUAAAAUUCAAAUUUUAAAGCAAAAAUGCACUUCUUAUCAAUUUUGACCUUUAACUAUUUUUUUCAAAAUUGAAAUUGAGAAAAUUUUACUGACACCUUCAGGGCUUCUUAUACACACAUAUUUGCGCAGAAAAGAUCCGCUAAUGCGAUUAAAUUGGAAUUCAAUAGGUAGAGCAAAUAUUGAUGAUUGAAUUACGGUAGAGCUAUUCAAGGCGCAUGAAUGUUCUUUGCUCAUGGAAAUUUUCGAGCAAAAUCCUGUGUUUUCACAAGAAAACGUCUGAAAAUCGUGAAUUCUCAAGCAAAAAAUGCAAAAAAAUGAAAAUAAAAAGUCAAGGCGCACAGAAUUUCCCAGAUGGGUCUCGCCGCGACGUGUACUUCUCUCGGACUUCUUUUCAUUUUUUUUUUCGCGAAAAAUUUUCAUUUCCCAUGUUUUCAAUCAAAAUCCAAAGAUUUUUCACAAAAUUUUCAAUUUCCAGUGUAUUGCCCGGUUGCUGGCUAUCUCCCCGAAGUGAUCCGCGACAUCCCACCACUCAAUGAUCGUCAAUACAUCGAGGCAAACUAUGCGCAAGUCGCCGUUCGCCCCUAUUCCCUUCCACCAGUUCGACACAUGAAAAAACGAGUCGUCUAUUGGAUUGUCGAGUAUGAACCACUGCUCGAUUCAUGCGAUAUGACCUUUGAUGAUUGGAUUCGAAUCGCGUCAGACAUCAAAAAGGCUUAUCAUAAUUAUGAUGGAUUUGUGGUUCUACAUGGAACUGAUACAUUGGCUUAUACAGCCAGUGCACUGUCUUUUAUGAUGGAGAAUUUGGGAAAACCUGUGAUCAUCACCGGAAGUCAGAUCCCAGUUGCAGAAGUCAGAUCUGAUGGUAUGGAAAACCUCAUCGGCGCUCUGAUAACAGCGGGAAACUUUGAUAUCCCAGAAGUCUGUGUGUAUUUCAACAACAAAUUAAUGCGUGGAAAUCGAACUGUUAAAUUAGAUAACUCCGCUUUGGAAGCCUUCGACAGCCCAAAUAUGCAUCCAUUGGCAAAUAUGGCGAUUAAUAUCAAAGUCAAUUAUGAUUCGAUUUUCCGCAGUGAUAAUAUUGCGGCUUUUACUGUUCAUGAGAAUUUGUGUCGGCAUGUUGGAAUGUUACGAAUCUUUCCAUCGAUGACGAUUGAAUCUGUGAAGGCGUUUUUGGCGCCGCCAACUCAGGGUGUUAUUUUGCAGACUUUUGGCAGUGGAAAUAUGCCAACUAGAAGAUCGGAUAUUAUUGAAGCUUUGAAGGUUGGUUAAACUCGGGAAUCUAUGAUUUUAGAGUCUAAAAUUGAUUUUUUUUUUGAAGUUCCAGCGAAAAAUCAGCGAAAAUCCACGUUUUUAGCCCAAAAAAUCAUGAAAACCCCCAAUUUUCACCCCAAAAACCCUCAAUUUUCUCUCCAGGAAGCCAUCGAGCGCGGACUUAUGGUCAUCAAUUGCUCGCAAUGUUUAAAGGGACAAGUUGAUGUGAAUUAUGCCACUGGCAAGAUCUUGUAUGAUAUUGGAGUUAUUCCGGGAUCUGAUAUGACUUCGGAAGCCGCCAUGGCAAAGUUGUGCUAUGUUUUGGGAAAAGACGAGUGGGAUGCGAUGACUAAGAGAAUGGUGAGUGAUUUUUGAAAAGUUCGGUGGAGCUUUGCUUCAAAAUGUUGAAAAUCCGGUGAAAAUUGAGCUUUUGGUUGUGUAGUUCUCGAGGAUUAUCAUUAGAGCGCAUUUUCUCAUUGAAAAUCGGUGUACUUCUCAAGAAUUAUCAAUGGAGCGAGUUUUCUCUUGAAAUUUUGAAAAUCCAGUGAAAUUUGACCCCCAGGUUGUGUAGUUCUCGAGGACUAUCACUAGAGCGCAUUUGCUUCAGAAAAAGCGAUGUGUAGUUCUCGAGGAGUACAUUGGAGCGCGUUUUCUCUUGAAUAUUCGAGAAUCCGGUGAAAAUUGAGCUUUUUAUUGUGUAGUACUCGAGGACUAUCAUUAGAGCGCAUUUUCUCUCGGAAAUUCGAAAAGCCCGGUGAAAUUUGAGCUUUUGGUUGUGUACUUAUCGAGGAGUAUCAUUAGAGCGCGUUUGCUUCUGAAAAAACACUGUGUAGUUCUCUUGGAUUAUCAUUAGAGCGCAUUUUCUCUGAUAAAAAGUGUGUACUUCUCGAGAAGUAUCAGUGGAGCGCACUUGACCCUUUUUUUUUAAUUCAAAUUUUUUUCCAGAUGCUCCAAACAAAUUUGCGAGGUGAAAUGACUGUUGCCAAUCAAGGAGCCAUGAGAGAAUUGGAUAUUAGUGAGUUUUUCGUGCCCAAAAUCUGAUCUACACUGUAUUUGGUGUCAAAAAAUGCAGAAAUUCAUCAAAAUCUAUGAAAUUUGAGCCGUAAAACCCAAAAAAUCCGGAUUUUCUUGCAGUUCCGCACAUUGCCAAAGUACUCCGCGUCUCGUCGUCUCAAGAAGUCCAACUGCUCCGCGAUAUCAUUCUCCCGCCACUUUUCUGCAAUGCCGCCAAAACCAAUGAUCCCAAAUUGCUCAAAUCACUCAAAGGAUCUGGUGUCAAUUUCUCGGCUCCUGACUAUAAUUUAAGAACUGCACUGCAUGUUGCAGCUUCAAAUGGAAAUUUGGAAGCGGUGAAUUAUUUGUUGACAAUUGGAACGAAUGUGCAUUUGAAGUGGGUUUUUGAGCGGGGGUUUUCGGGCUGGAAAGGCUGGGUUUAGGCCUGAAAAUCUGGAUUUUUGAGCUUAGAAAAGCCUAGAGUUAGGCCUGAAAAAGCCAAUAUUUAAUCCUGAAAAAGCCUAGAGUUAGGCCUUAAUAUGAGCCUAAGUAAGUCUAUAUUUGGGGUUGAAAAGGCCUAGUUUUUGGCCUGAAAAUUAGCCUAGAUUUAAGCCUAAAUAUGGACCUAGAUUCAAGCUUAAAAUGAGGUUAAAUAGGCCUAGUUUCUGCCUGGAAACUAGCCUAGAUUCAGGGCUCAGAACGAGCCUAAACAAGUCUAGUUUUAGGCCUGGAAAUCUGGAGUUUUGAGCCUAGAAAAGCCUAGAGUUAGGCUUAAAACUUAGCCUAUAUUGAGCUAAAUUCAUAUCUGAAUAUGCCUAGUUUUUCUCCUGAAAAUGAUCCUGGAUUCAAGCCUAAUAAUAAGCCUAAAAAUAAAAACCUAGGUUUGGGCCCGAAAAUAAGUCAAAAAUUUUAGAGUUAGGAGCUUAGAAUGAACCUAAUAAGCAAUCCUGGAUCCAAGCCUAAUAACGGGCCUAAACAAGGCUAGAGUUAGGCCUGAAAAUCUGGAUUUUUGAGCCUAGAUAAGGCUUGUUUUUUUUAAGCUGAAAAUAGGCCUAAAAAUGAGCCUGGAUUCAAGCCUAAUAACAAACCUAAAUAAGCCUAGAUUUAGGCCUGAAAAUCUGGAUUUUUGAGCCUGAAUGAUCCUUGAGUUGGCCUUGAAAAUGAACCUAUAUUCAAGCCUAAUAACGAGCCUAAAAAACCUAUAUUUAGGCCUGAAAAGGCCUAGUUUUUGGCCUGAAAAUAAGCCUAACAAGCGUAUAUUUCCAGAGAUAUGUUUGGCUACAACGCCUUGGUCUGCGCAGUAAAAGCUAAAAAUCUGGAAUGUGUUCGAGCAAUUCGAAACGCCGGCGGAUCCAUCGACGCCUAUUCGCAGAAAAUCGGAGUUGAGCUAUGUUUGGCGGCUGCGCAAGGCGAUUUGGAUCUUUUGCAGUGCUAUGAAGCGGCUGGAUGUCAAAUGAAUGAACAUGAUUAUGAUAAUCGCACGGCACUUCAUGUGGUGAGCGUUUUUUCUCGUGGGAAAUUGGGGAAAUUUGGGAUGGAAAAGCCUAAUUUGGCCUGAAAAAUUGGAUUAAAAUGAGCCUAAAUAUGGCUAGGUUUAGGCCUGAAAAGGCCUAUUUGUAGGCUUGAAAACUACUUCCAAAAUGAGCUUAAAAAUCCUGUUUCGGCCUGAAAACAAGCCUAAAUAUGGCUUUUUCCAGGCCGUCUCCCAAAACAAGCCCGAAAUUGUGAUCUACCUCCUCCAAGUUGGCCUAAAUCCCCUCGAAUCUGACGAUUUUGGCACGACGCCAAUUUCAGAAGCUCGCCGCAAAACAUUGGAUCACAUCGAAUCCAUUUUGACCACAUUUUCACCGCCUAUCAAUGGAAAUGAUGAUAGUAUCUUUAAAAUGGAGUGA
Messenger RNA from Caenorhabditis angaria, 5492 nucleotides. NCBI's taxonomy places the organism in Eukaryota, Metazoa, Nematoda, Chromadorea, Rhabditida, Rhabditidae. The record is from the annotation of a GenBank genome assembly.